AUGUCUGAAAUAAAACUAAUUCAUAGAUUCUUGGUUAUUUUACAGCGUUUUAUUGAUGUGGGAGUUUUAUUUGUAUUUUGUUCUUUACAGUUGCCCUGUGGUCAUCGGUGUAAAGAGAUUUGCCAUUCAGGUAGCUGUCCUCUUAACUGCAACCAGAAGGUUAAACUCCGAUGUCUCUGUAAGAGACUGAAAAAGGAAGUACAGUGCAGCAAGAUACAAGAAGGCCAAGUUUCACUGGAAUGCGAUGCAUUGUGCAAGGAAAUGAAGCGGAAAGCAUAUGAGAUAAAAGAAGCGGAAGCCAAAGCUGCUCUUGAAGAGGAGAAGCGAAGACAACAGGCUGAACUGGAAGCUUUUGAAAACAGAUUAAAAGGACGAAGAAAGAAUAAGAGAAGAAAGGAUGAGGUAGAAGUUGAACAAUCAUCAUGGCAAAAGUACAAGAACCUUAUUAUGCUGCCAGUGUUCGGAGUUGCUGUUGUGAUGGUUGCAUGGCUCAUGGUCUACAAUGACUGAAAACAACUCAAUAUUUCAUAUACCUCAGUUGGACUUUAGGUAGCUGUUAUUCCUAGAAUGUUAGUCUGUGUGUAACAGAACUUAAUAAGUAUAGGUUAUAUAUGUAUACUAUUUGCUAAGAGAAAUGCAGAGGAGGGAAGAAAUGUCACUUUUUGUGUUAUUGCAUACACAGCACAAAACUGAACUCAGACACUGAAAGUAAUAGUAGAUUCUAGUCUACACUGAAGUGCUGAUAGUUUGAACUGAGAUUUGUUAACAUCUCUUCUAUUAGUAAUGUUAUUUUUCCUUGUCUCCAUUUCAUAAUAUUAAGAAUAGCUUAGUAUAAAAUGCUUUAUUGAGUAUGUUUCCUAUAAAAUCAGCUUAGUGGUUUAUUGAAGGUUAUGCUAAUCUUUAUGUUGUAUCACACAAUAGUUUCUGUACUUCACGCCAGUUUUAAUUAUGACAACUAACAGGGGACCUUGGGUCACUUAGGCUUGAAUAUUCUGGGGCAUAUUCAGAGUUUUGUUCAGAUAAAGGAAAAUAUGAACUGUCUUUCAAUUCAGCUAUAUCACAAAACAGUGCCCCCCACCCCUCUUACAAACUGUGGGGUUUUUUUUUUUGUUUCACCCCGCCCCUUCCCACCCUUGUUUCCUCAAUACUCAAGUAACUGAAACAUUCCUUUAGUGGCCAGAUACACAUGCUGAACAUAGAUGUGAAGAAAUUUCAGGGUACAGAGGUGCAUUCUCACUGUUGCCCCAGUUGCCAACAGCAGAAAAACAAUUUGGAAUGAAUAUGAAUAUCAAGGGACUAUUUGUAUGGAUAAAUGCCAGAGUUGGGUAUUUGCACAGGUAUGCAAAAUUGUAAUUGGAUAGCGUAAUAAUACAGUUAUAUGAUAUUCUGAAGCCAUCUGGAUGGUGCUUGGAAGUCACAUUU
Molecule: messenger RNA, 1422 nt
Organism: Catharus ustulatus (Swainson's thrush)
Lineage: Eukaryota; Metazoa; Chordata; Aves; Passeriformes; Turdidae
Product: NF-X1-type zinc finger protein NFXL1-like
Exons: 4
Coding region: 1-510 (169 amino acids)
Source: RefSeq, a predicted model, not a curated record